GCGGACAGCCGACGGGGUGGACAAGAUGGCGGCGACAACGACCAUCUCCCUGAGAAAUUCUCAGCCAUGUAAUAAAUUUCCAACGAAUGUGCCUGAACUCUUGGAGUUCAAACCACCUUAAAGGGCCAAGCAACGCUCAGAAGCAAUGUUCAUAGCACCAGGGUACAGAGUCCAUUAAGAUGGAAAAUGGACAAAGCACGGCAUCUAAGCUGGGGCUUCCUCCCCUCACACCAGAACAGCAGGAAGCUCUCCAGAAACCGGUGGGGAGGUUACUGCUGACUUCUGCCCACUUUCCUGAUGGGAGUGAGUGAUGCCUGGCUUGCUGAGAGGAGAGCAGAGUUGGGAAAAGAGGGGAAAGAAAACAAAACCAGGGAAUGUGGGAGCUGUGGGCUAGGUGUCUUCUGUACUCUGGUGAGGUUUCCGAAGCACACGUCUCAAAUCCACGGUUUAGAGCCUACCGUUCCCUGGCACCUCCCAAACACGUACAGCCAUGGAAAGCAGGCAAAGAAGUAUGCGAUGGAGCAGAGUAUCAAGAGCGUGCUGGUGAAGCAAACCAUCGCCCACCAGCAACAGCAGCUCACCAACCUUCAGAUGGCAGCAGUGACAAUGGGCUUUGGAGAUCCUCUCUCACCUUUACAAUCGAUGGCAGCUCAGAGGCAGCGCGCCCUGGCCAUCAUGUGUCGUGUGUAUGUGGGCUCCAUAUACUAUGAGCUGGGAGAAGACACCAUUCGCCAGGCCUUUGCCCCUUUUGGACCUAUAAAAAGCAUUGAUAUGUCCUGGGACUCUGUUACGAUGAAACACAAGGGUUUUGCUUUUGUGGAGUAUGAGGUGCCUGAAGCUGCUCAGCUGGCCUUGGAGCAGAUGAAUUCUGUCAUGCUGGGGGGAAGAAAUAUAAAGGUUGGGAGACCCAGUAAUAUAGGUCAGGCGCAACCAAUUAUAGACCAGCUAGCAGAAGAGGCACGGGCUUUCAACCGCAUCUAUGUGGCAUCUGUUCAUCAAGACCUCUCCGAUGAUGACAUCAAGAGUGUGUUUGAGGCCUUUGGGAAGAUUAAAUCCUGCACGCUAGCCAGGGAUCCCACAACAGGAAAACACAAAGGCUAUGGUUUCAUUGAAUAUGAGAAAGCACAGUCUUCUCAAGAUGCUGUUUCCUCCAUGAACCUCUUUGACCUUGGGGGUCAGUAUCUCCGAGUUGGUAAAGCCGUGACUCCUCCAAUGCCUCUCCUGACACCAGCUACACCAGGAGGACUGCCUCCGGCAGCAGCCGUUGCUGCAGCGGCUGCUACAGCAAAGAUCACAGCACAGGAAGCAGUGGCAGGAGCUGCGGUUCUUGGCACCUUGGCAACCCCUGGGCUGGUAUCUCCAGCACUGACUCUGGCCCAGCCCUUGGGGGCGUUGCCACAGGCUGUAAUGGCAGCACAGGCACCGGGAGUCAUUACAGGUGUAACCCCCGCCCGACCUCCCAUUCCUGUCACCAUUCCACAAGUGGGAGUUGUGAAUCCGAUCCUGGCUAGUCCCCCAGCAUUGGGCCUGAUGGAGGUCAAAAAGGAGAAGGAAGAGGAGGAGGUAUUCCAGGAGUCAGAGAGGCCAGAGAUGCUGAGCGAACAGGAGCACAUGAGCAUAUCUGGCAGCAGCGCCCGUCAUAUGGUGAUGCAGAAACUGCUUCGUAAACAGGAGUCCACUGUGAUGGUGCUUCGCAACAUGGUGGAUCCAAAGGACAUUGAUGAUGACCUAGAGGGAGAGGUGACAGAAGAAUGCGGCAAAUUCGGGGCUGUAAACAGGGUCAUCAUCUAUCAGGAGAAGCAAGGAGAAGAGGAGGAUGCUGAGAUCAUUGUCAAGAUCUUUGUGGAGUUCUCCAUGGCCUCAGAGACUCACAAAGCCAUUCAGGCUCUGAACGGGCGCUGGUUUGCAGGAAGGAAGGUGGUAGCAGAGGUGUAUGACCAGGAGAGAUUUGAUAACAGUGACCUGUCAGCAUGAACUCUACUUGAAAGACUUCGCCCCUGCCCCCUCUGCCUGCCUGGUUCUUUUUUAGCCAUGUAUAAAGAACGCGCCAGGGUGGGCACAGAUCUCUGUGAUGUACUUGUAGUUUGGAUAAAAGCGCAAAGAAAGCUAGUGUGCAUCUGUGUGUGUGUUAAAGGGGCUGACGUCUCCCCAGCGGAGGCUGGCGUGGCUCCGGCCUCGUCGCCUGGAAGAGCGGGGCCCGAGCCUGAAGAGGGGUCGCUGCUCGUGUUCCUGCCUUACGCUGCGGUCGCUUCAGAAACACUCAGGUCAAGACCCGACCACACCUUUUAGGGGCUAGAAUAGCCGUUUCCUUCAGAGAUGGGCCAUGAAUGAUUGGAACGGAGGAGGGAGUCUCUUCGUAAAGUAUUUUGGCAGCACCCUUGGGUGCUGCUGGAUUAACAAGGAGGAGGGAGGGGAGCUCGGGCGGUGCUGGAGGGAGCUUUGCUGCCGAGGAGCCGCAUGUUGGGCUUGGCCUCAGGAGCCCAGACGUGGGUCGGGGCCCAGAACUGAACCAGCUGGGCCUUUUUGGAGUGUUCCCAUCAGGCUUGUUCUGAUACUGCGGUUUGGGCCUCACGGUACUCUUGAUGGGUCAGAGUUACCCCGACUGAUCCUUCCUCAAUGUGCCAAAACGCGAAUAGCGAGCCAGGCUGUAGGCGUCGCAGCUGGGCUGGGAGCGCGAGUAGCGCCGGUGGCAGCGCCUGAAGUGCUUUUAUGGAAUCGACAUCCAGCCCUGGUACUGCGGGCAGUGAUGGGAACACACGCCUCGCCUGAAAGGAUAGUUGGGGGGGGAUUUGUUGAGGACUCAAAGCAUUAGUAAUAUUUACAAAGCAUAAAUGCAUUUAUUUUAGUAAUUUUUCUGUCUAGCUAAUGAGUAGGAACAGAAUUAGCUCAUGUUAAUUACCUUAAAUAUUUUCAGUAUGUAAGGGGCUACUAUACUGCUUGUCAUGCAUAGCUGGUGCACAGCACAGAUCUGAAGAAAACCAGUCGGUUUAGUUUAGAAAUUCAAACAAAGGAAGAAGGAUCUCUAAGGAACUUCCGCAGGGAGUUCUUGAGUUGAGCCUGCAGCUACGGGUUGCCUCUAAGCUUGGAGAUGUCUUUAAAAUUAAAUUUUUGUAUUUUGUUUCAAACACUGAAAAGAACUCUUCUUCUGUUGUAGGGUAGAAAUUUGUAUUUGCACUUUAUGAUUAAUCUAUAUUUAACUCUUUUUGUACUAAUAUUGCCUGUUAGCUUAAAUAACCUUUCUUCUUCCCUCUUUUUAUGCCCAUUCCAAGUUAACAGCAAGCCUGUCGUUCCCAACGUGUGUUUUGUUCGCCAGCGUCUGUUGGGAUCAGCUUGCUCUUUCCCUGGUCAUCUGCCCUGGCAGCCCUUCUUCGCGUUUGUUAGCUUGAAUUUCUUUUUCUUGAAAGUGUUGAUGAGAUCUGCUGAAUAUAUUCAGAAGUGGCAUUUGCCCCCUCUUACCUGUGCUGGAAAUGCAUCAUCCCGUGCCCGCUGUGAUCCCACUGACCUCCCACAGCCACGGCAUGCUGGUGGCUCGCAGUUGCCCCGGUCUCGCAGUGCAGCACAGCUGCUUUGCUGCUUUUCUUUGUGAUGCAGGAGAAGAUCCACUAUUUUUAAUUGUUCCAGAGAUCGGUUUAGUCCUACUAAAGAAAACCAAAGCACCUCUCCCAUGACUCAGUUGGUCUGUCUAGCUUCCAUUUUCUGUUGUUUCCUCCUCUUCUGUUGGCUGGAUUUAGGAGUACAAAGUCCGCACUGGAAGUUUCCUUGUGCUGCUGAUGGUUUAAAAAACUAAAGUGGGGAAAAGUUGAUGUGAGAGGAGAGCAGAGAUUAAAGAAUGACGGCCUGAGUGCUGAUCAACAA
Messenger RNA from Chroicocephalus ridibundus (black-headed gull), 3855 nucleotides. RefSeq names its product poly(U) binding splicing factor 60 (gene PUF60). Gene Ontology annotation, molecular function: RNA binding. Gene Ontology annotation, biological process: mRNA splice site recognition; alternative mRNA splicing, via spliceosome; regulation of alternative mRNA splicing, via spliceosome. The record is from RefSeq and is a predicted model, not a curated record. The coding region runs from base 298 to 1974 and encodes 558 amino acids. Gene Ontology annotation, cellular component: precatalytic spliceosome; catalytic step 2 spliceosome. Lineage: Eukaryota; Metazoa; Chordata; Aves; Charadriiformes; Laridae. The transcript is spliced from 14 exons.